Messenger RNA from Mya arenaria, 5196 nucleotides. Its product is annotated as mucin-2-like. The record is from RefSeq and is a predicted model, not a curated record. NCBI's taxonomy places the organism in Eukaryota, Metazoa, Mollusca, Bivalvia, Myida, Myidae.
AUGACGGAACAGCCGUACGAUAACUCCAACUACUGCCACCAGUACGUUAAAUUCUCUAACUACUGCCACCAGCACGAUAACUCCAACCACAAUAACUCCAAAUACUGUCACCAGUACGAUAACUCCAACUACUGCCACCAGUACGAUAACUCCAAAUACUGUCACCAGUACGAUAACUCCAACUACUGCCACCAGUACGAUAACUCCAACUACUGUCACCAGUACGAUAACUCCAACUACUGCCUCCAGUACGAUAACUCCAACUACUGGCACCAGUACGAUAACUCAAACUACUGGCACCAGUACGAUAACUCCAACUACUGUCACCACUACGAUAACUCCAACUACAAAAACUCCAACUACUGCCACCAGUCCGCUAACUCCAACUACUGCCACCAGUACGACAACUCCAACUACGAUAACUACAACUACUGCCACCAGUACGAUAACUUCAACUACUGCCACCAGUACGAUAACUCCAACUACUGCCACCAGUACGACAACUCCAACUUAAAUAACUACAAUUACUGCCACCAGUACGAUAACUCCAACUACUGUCACCAGUACGAUAACUCCAACUACGAUAACUCCAACUACUGUCACCAGUACGAUAACUCCAACUACGAUAACUCCAACUACUGUCACCAGUACGAUAACUCCAACUACUGCCACCAGUACGAUAACUCCAACUACUGUCACCACCACCAGUACGAUAACUCCAACUACUGUCACCAGUACGAUAACUCUAACUGCGAUAACUCCAACUACUGCCACCACUACGAUACCUCCAACUACAGCCACCAGUACGAUAACUCCAACUACUGUCACCAGUACGAUAACUCUAACUGCGAUAACUCCAACUACUGUCACCAGUACGAUAACUCCAACUACUGCCACCAGUACGAUAACUCCAACUACUGCCACCAGUACGACAACUCCAACUACGAAAACUCAACUACUGCCACCAGUACGAUAACUCCAACUACGAUAACUCCAACUACUGUCACCAGUACGAUAGCUCCAACUACAGCCACCAGUACGAUAGCUCCAACUACUGUCACCAGUAGGAUAACUCCAACUACUGUCACCAGUACGAUAACUCUAACUGCGAUAACUCCAACUACUGCCACCACUACGAUACCUCCAACUACAGCCACCAGUACGAUAACUCCAACUACUGCCACCAGUACGACAACUCUAACUACGAUAACUCCAACUACGAUAACUCCAACAACUGCCACCAGUACGACAACUCUAACUACGAUAACUCCAACUACGAUAACUGCAACUACUGCCAUCAGUACGAUAACUACAACUUCUGCCACCAAUACGAAAACACCAACAACGACAACUCCAACUUUUGUCACCAGUAGGAUAACUCCAACUACUGUCACCAGUACGAUAACUCUAACUGCGAUAACUCCAACUACUGUCACCAGUACGAUAACUCCAACUACUGCCACCAGAACGACAAGUCCAAGUACUGCCACCAGUACGAAAACUCCAACUACGACAUCUCCAACUUUUGCCACCAGUACGAAAUUUCCAACUUUUGCCACCAGUACGACAACUCCAACUACUGGCACCAGUACGAAAAUUCCAACUAUUGCCACCAGUAGGACAACUUCAACUACUGCCACCAGUACGAAAAUUCCAAUUACUGCCUCCAGUACGAAAACCCGAACUACUGCCAUGAGUACGCUAACUCCAACUAUUGCCCCAAUUACGACAAAUCCAACAACUGUCACCAGUACGACAACUCCAAUUACUGGCACCAGUACGAUAGCUCCAACUACUGCCACCAGUACCAUAACCCCAACUACUGCCACCAGGUCGAUAACUCCAACUACUGGCACCAGAAAGAUAACUCCAAUUACUGUCACCAGUACGAUAACUCCAACUACUGCCACCAGUACGAUAACUCCAACUACUGCCAUCAGUACGAUAACUACAACUUCUGCCACCAAUACGAAAACACCAACAACGACAACUCCAACUUUUGUCACCAGUACGAAAAGUCCAACUACUGCCACCAAUACGAAAACUCCAACUCAAACUACUGCCAUCAGUACGAAAACUCCACCUACGAAAACUCCAACUACUGCCACCAGAACGAAAAAUCUCACUACAGCCACCAGUACAAAAACUCCAAAUCUUGCCACAAGAACGAACACUCCAACAACGACAACUUCAACUACUGCCACCAGUACGAAACCUCCAACUAUUGCCACCAGUACAGAAACUCCAACUACUGCCACAAGUACGAAAACUCAAACUACGACAACUUCAAAUACUGCCACCAGUACGAAAUCUCCAACUUCUGCCACCAGUACUACAAAUUCAACUACUUCCACCAGUACAUUAACUCCAGCUACUGCCACCAGUACGACAACUCCAACUCCUCCCACCAGUACGACAACUCCAACUACUGCCACCAGUACGAUAACUCCAACUACGACAACUCCAAAUACUGCCACCAGUACGAUAACUCCAACUACGACAACUCCAACUACUGCCACCAGUACGAAAACCCCAACUACGACAACUCCAACUACUGCCACCAGUACGAUAACUCCAACAACGACAACUCCAACUACUGCCACCAGUACGAUAACUCCAACUACGACAACUCCAACUACUGCCACCAGUACGAUAACUCCAACUACGACAACUCCAACUACUGCCACCAGUAAAAACCCCAAUACGACAACUCCAACUACUGCCACCAGUACGAUUACUCCAACUACGACAACUCCAACUACUGCCACCAGUACGAAAACCCCAACUACGACAACUCCAACUACUGCCACCAGUACGAUAACUCCAACUACGACAACUCCAAAUACUGCCACCAGUACGAUAACUCCAACUACGACAACUCCAACUACUGCCACCAGUACGAUAACUCCAACUACGACAACUCCAAGUACUGCCACCAGUACGAAAACCCCAACUACGACAACUCCAACUACUGCCACCAGUACGAUAACUCCAACUACGACAACUCCAACUACUGCCACCAGUAUGAAAACCCCAACUACGACAACUCCAAGUACUGCCACCAGUACGAUAACUCCAACUACGACAACUCCAACUACUGCCACCAGUACGAAAACCCCAACUACGACAACUCCAACUACUGCCACCAGUACGAUAACUCCAACUACGACAACUCCAACUCCUCCCACCAGUACGACAACUCCAACUACUGCGUCCAGUGCGAAAACCCCAACUACGACAACUCCAACUACUGCCACCAGUACGAUAACUCCAACUACGACAACUCCAAAUACUGCCACCAGUACGAAAUCUCCAAUUACGACAACUCCAAGUACGGCCACCAGUACGAAAACUCCAUCUACGACAACUCCAACUACUGCCACCAGAACGAAAACUCUAACAACUGCCACCAGUACGAACACUCCAACUACUUCCACCAGUACAAAACCUCCAACUACGACAACUCCAACUAGCACUACUGCCACCAGUACGACAACUCCAACUUCAAAAACUCCAACUUCGACAACUCUUACUACUGUCAGCAGUACGAAAACUCAAACUUCAAAAACUCCAACUACUGCCACCAGUACGACAACUCUAACUACUGCCACCAGUACGACAACUCUAACUACUGCCAGCAGUACAAAAACUCCAACUACGACAACUCCAACUACGAAAACUCCAACUACGACAACUCCAACUACGAAAACUCCAACUACGACAACUCCAACUACUGCCACCAGUACGAAAAUUCCAACUACGAAAAUUCCAACUACUGCCACCAGUACGAUAACUCCAACUACGAAAACUCCAACUACGACAACUCCAACUACUGCGUCCAGUACGAAAACUCCAACUACGAAAACUCCAACUACUGCCACCAGUACGAAAAUUCCAACUACGAAAAUUCCAACUACUGUCACCACUACGACAACUCCAACUACGAAAACUCCAACUACGACAACUCCAACUACUGCCACCAGUACGAAAAUUCCAACUACGACAACUCCAACUACUGCCACCAGUACGAAAAUUCCAACUACUGCGUCCACUACGAAAACUCAAACUACAACAACUCCAACUACGACAACUCCAACUACUGCGUCCAGUACGAAAACUCCAACUACGAAAACUCCAACUACUGCCACCAGUACGAAAAUUCCAACUACGACAACUCCAACUACUGCCACCAUUACGAAAAUUCCAACUACGAAAACUCCAACUACUGCCACCAGUACGAAAAUUCCAACUACGAAAAUUCCAACUACUGCGUCCAGUACGAAAACUCAAACUACGACAACUCCAACUACGACAACUCCAACUACUGCGUCCAGUACGAAAAUUCCAACUACGAAAACUCCAACUACUGCCACCAGUACGAAAAUUCCAACUACGACAACUCCAACUACUGCCACCAGUACGAAAAUUCCAACUACGAAAAUUCCAACUACUGCGUCCAGUACGAAAACUCAAACUACGACAACUCCAACUACGACAACUCCAACUACUGCCACCAGUACGAAAAUUCCAACUACGACAACUCCAACUACUGCCACCAGUACGAAAACUCCAACUACGAAAACUCCAACUACUGCCACCAGUACGAAAAUUCCAACUACGACAACUCCAACUACUGCCACCAGUACGAAAAUUCCAACUACGAAAAUUCCAACUACUGCCACCAGUACGAAAAUUCCAACUACUGCGUCCACUACGAAAAUUCCAACUACGAAAACUCCAACUACGACAACUCCAACUACUGCGUCCAGUACAAAAACUCCAAUUUCGAAACCUCCAACUACUGCCACCAGUACGACAACUCUAACUACUGCCAGCAGUACAAAAACUCCAACUACGACAACUCCAACUACUGUCACCAGUACGACAACUCUAACUUCGACAACUCCAACUACGAAAACUCCAACUACUGUCACCAGUACGACAACUCCAACUACGACAACUCCAACUAAGAAAACUCCAACUACGACAACUCCAACUACUGCCACCAGUACGAAAAUUCCAACUACUGCGUCCAGUACGAAAACUCAAACUACGACAACUCCAACUACUGCCACCAGUACGACACCUCAAACUACUGCCAGCAGUACAAAAACUCCAACUACGAUAACCCAAACUACUGCCACCAGUACGAAAAUUCCAACUACGAAAAUUCCAACUACUGCCACCAGUACGUAA